This is a messenger RNA of Exserohilum turcica Et28A, 5047 nucleotides long. RefSeq lists its product as uncharacterized. Lineage: Eukaryota; Fungi; Ascomycota; Dothideomycetes; Pleosporales; Pleosporaceae. Gene Ontology annotation, biological process: microtubule-based movement. The coding region runs from base 1 to 4899 and encodes 1632 amino acids. The transcript is spliced from 2 exons. Gene Ontology annotation, molecular function: ATP binding; microtubule motor activity; microtubule binding. The record is from RefSeq and is a predicted model, not a curated record.
AUGGCGUCCGGAGGCGGCGGCAAUAUCAAGGUCGUGGUGCGAUGCAGGCCCUUCAACGGCCGAGAAAAGGCGCGCAAUGCCCAGUGCAUUGUGCAGAUGAAGGGCGACCAGACCAUCCUCUCGCCGCCCUCAAACACCGACAUCAAGGGCAAGGCCGCCAAGGCUGCCGCCGAGGGCACAAAGACAUUUGCCUUCGACCGCUCCUACUGGUCCUUUGACCGCGACGCCCCCAACUAUGCCGGCCAGGACAACCUGCACGAGGAUCUGGGCAAGCCGCUGCUCGACAAUGCCUUCCAGGGCUACAACAACUGCAUCUUUGCAUACGGCCAGACGGGCUCGGGCAAGUCGUAUUCCAUGAUGGGCUACGGCCAGGAGUACGGCAUCAUCCCCAAGAUUUGCCAGGACAUGUUCGAGCGCAUCAAGGGGCUGCAGCAGCAGGACACAAACUCGACGUGCACCGUCGAGGUCUCGUACCUGGAAAUCUACAACGAGCGCGUGCGCGACCUGCUGAAUCCCUCCAACAAGGGCAAUCUGCGAGUGCGAGAGCAUCCCUCGACCGGUCCCUACGUCGAAGACCUGGCCAAGCUCGUCGUCCAGUCCUUUGCCGAGAUUGAGAACCUCAUGGACGAAGGAAACAAGGCCCGUACCGUUGCCGCGACAAACAUGAACGAGACGUCCUCGCGAUCCCACGCCGUCUUCACCCUCACCCUGACCCAGAAGCGCCACGAUGUCGAGACCAGCAUGAGCGGAGAAAGAGUGGCAAAGAUUAGUCUGGUCGACUUGGCAGGAUCAGAAAGAGCCCAGUCCACGGGCGCAACCGGCGCGCGCUUGAAGGAGGGUGCAGAGAUCAACAGAUCGCUAUCGACGCUGGGUCGUGUCAUUGCAGCGCUUGCAGACCAGUCACAGGGCAAGAAGAAGGCCCAGGUGCCAUACCGAGACUCCAUCUUGACAUGGCUUCUGAAAGACUCGCUGGGAGGCAACAGCAUGACGGCCAUGAUUGCUGCCAUUUCGCCCGCCGACAUCAACUUUGAGGAAACGCUUUCGACCCUUCGAUACGCAGACUCUGCCAAACGAAUCAAGAACCACGCCGUCGUCAACGAGGACCCCAACGCGCGCAUGAUCAGAGAACUCAAGGAAGAGCUGUCGAAACUGCGCUCCCAAUUAGGCGGCGGUGGUGGGGGCGGCGGAGCUGGCUCAAAUGGCAUCAUGGAGGAACAGUACCCACCCGACACACCGCUAGAAAAGCAAAUGGUCUCCAUUACCCAGGCCGACGGAUCAACCAAAAAGGUCUCCAAGGCCGAAAUCGCUGAGCAGUUGGAUCAAUCGGAGAAGCUCUACUCCGAGUUGAAUCAGACGUGGGAAGAGAAGCUGCAAAAGACAGAGGAAAUCCACAAGGAGAGGGAGGCUGCGCUGGAAGAGCUUGGAAUCAGCAUUGAAAAGGGCUUUGUCGGCCUGUCGACACCCAAGAACAUGCCGCAUUUGGUAAACUUGAGUGACGACCCGCUCCUGACCGAAUGCCUCGUCUACAACCUGAAGCCAGGCACCACCACGGUGGGCAAUUCUGAUGUCGACGGCCAAACUGCACAGAUCCGUCUGAACGGCGCCCAGAUUCUUGCCGAGCACUGCCACUUUGAGAACGUCGACGGCAAGGUGACGGUGAUACCCCAAGAGAGUGCCAGCGUCAUGGUCAAUGGUGUUCGCAUUGACAAGCCAAGGUUGCUCAAGAGCGGCCAUCGCAUCAUCCUGGGCGACUUCCAUAUUUUUCGCUUUAACAACCCCCAAGAAGCAAGGGCUGAACGCGCCGAAGUAGGGACGAGCCUCCUCCGACACACGGUCACCGCUGGCCAGCUCGGCGGUUCUCCUUCGCCCGCACCUAGACCCGGUCAUGACAGAUCUUUCAGCUCCAUCAGUGUAGCCAACAGCGACUUUGACCAAGAUAGUCCGAGGGCAGGGUCGCCUGCUUUUUGGCAACGUGGUCGAGAGUCGGAAUUUUCGUAUGCGCGAAGAGAGGCCCUGACUGCGUGGCUGGGGCCAGAUAAACGCAUUGAAAAUCUGCCAGACGAGGAUUUUGAGGCGCUCUACGAAGACCUCAGCAGACUGCGCGAAACGCGAAAAGCACGGCCUGAACGGCCUGAGCGACCUGAAAGUCGGAUGAUCAGCGACGAAGGUGACACAGAGUCCAUGUCUUCGUAUCCGGUCAGGGAGAAGUAUGCCUCUGGAGGCACACUGGACAAUUUCUCGCUCGAUACCAUGCUGACGAUGCCUUCUACCCCGCAACAGGAGGGCAGUGAAAAGAUGCAAGAGAUACGAGAGGAUAUGCAGAACCGGAUAGACCGACAGAAGGAGGACUUCCAGUCCAAGCUUAAGGCUGAUGAGGAGGCCAAGGUGGAGUUGGAAGAGCUACGGGCUGCAAAGGAACAGAUGCAGAAGCAACUAAAGGAGCAAAAGGAGGCAUUUCAGCGCCAAUUGAAAGAGCUUGGACAUGAAAUUCCGCUGGACAUGGACACCGAACUGGAUAUCAAGGCAUUGAACUCACCAAAGAAACAAGACGAACGACAGCUCGAACUGAUUCGCUCGGUACUCAAGCAGUGGCGGCGAAGGAAAUACGUCACCAUGGCCGAGACGCUUUUACAAAAUGCCGCCAUUUUGAAAGAGGCUCAGGUCAUGAGCCAGCAAAUGGACAAGCGAGUCGUGUUCCAGUUCUGCAUUGUUGACGUUGGCCAUACAGUCCCGUCAUCCUACGACUUGGUAAACAUGGGCAUUCCAGGGGAAGAUGAUGAAUAUCUCGAUACCCAGUCGAAGCCAUGCGUCGGCGUGCGCGUCAUUGAUUUCAAAAACGAGGUCGUCCACCUAUGGUCGUUACAGAAACUCCGCGAUCGCGUGCGUCGAAUGCACCAAGUGCACCAGUACAUGAAUCGACCGGAAUUCUUUCAGCACCUCAAUCCAGAGUCGCCCUUUUCCGACCCAUGUAUGCCCGAGUUUACACGAAUUGGUGAUGUCGACGUGCCACUGGCUGCCGUGUUCGAGUCGAGAGUGCGAGACUUUAGCCUGGAUGUAAUUUCGCCGUAUACGUCGAACCCCAUUGGCAUCAUCCGAUUAUCGCUAGAACCUUCGUCUGCCGAGGCACCGUCGACAACGCUCAAAUUCAACGUUGGUAUGCAUGAAAUGGUUGGGUUUUCAGAGCGAGAGGGGACAAAGGUGCAUGCUGUGCUCUUCGUCCCUGGCAUAUCAGACGAGAGCGGUGCAACGACUACGACGUGGAUUACUGAUUUCAAUGAGAGUCCUAUCCGUUUCGAAAGCGUUCACAGUAUGAGCCUUCCGUACCCGAGCCCACGCGAUACGUUUCUUCGGAUUUCCAUCUUUGCCAAGGUGUCCGACAUCCAUCUCGACAUGCUGCUCAGCUGGGAUGAUAUGCGCGACUCGGCGGACAAGCCGAAACAGAAACGUCGCAAUGCACGUCUACCAGAAUCCGAGUUCUAUACAGAAGACACGCAUGACAUCUUCGCUCGCAUACAGAUUCAAGAGAUCACAGACGAUGGCACGUAUCAGCCUGUUGAGGUCACACAGAGCAGCGUCAUGGAUCAGGGUGUCUAUCAGCUCCACCAGGGUCUAGCACGUCGCAUUGUUGUGAACCUCACGCAUACUUCGGGUGAGACAAUACAAUGGGAAGGCGUCAAGUCGCUGCGUAUGGGUCACAUCCGGAUGGUCGAUGCGGCAGGCAAUGCCCCCAACUAUGGCUCGCCCGUCAAGGAGGUUCCAGUCGAUCUGAUUUCGCCGCCCCUCGUCCGGAACAACGCAGAUGGUACAACAAAUGUCAAGUUUGUUGGACGAUGGGACAGCACUGCACACGCCUCGCAGAUUCUGGACCGCGCGACAAAGGACAACUUCCGCGUCCGGGCCACUCUUCUCUUCGAUGUCAUGGCUGCAAAGCUCAUUGAGCCAAUGACGUUUUCCUUUGACCUCUAUGUGCAGAUCCGCGGUCGCUCCUACAUGCGUCCGACGUCGCUCUUUUCCCUCGCCAAUAUUUGGAAUACAGUCAAGAUUGUUCACUCAACAGUGGGAAUCUUCAACGUAGCAAUACGCCCAACGUCUGUAAAGCGUGCAACAGAUCUCUGGCGUAUGAACACAAAAGACGAUUACAUAAAGGGCGAAGAGCAGCUCGCAGGCUGGACGCCCCGCGGUGUCUCCCUAGUGCGUGAUUUCAUCAAUGUUGAAAAGCGCCGUCGUCGUGUGGCCGAAAUCGAAACCGCGCGCUCUGUCCUCUCCCCCAAGGCCCUCAGCGUACCCACGUCUACGCCUGGAUCCAAGGACAAGCCUCUGGACGAUGGACAGAAAGAACUCCUUCAACGCAUCAUUUCACUGUGGAAGACCAAGAAGGCCCCAGCGGAAGUCAUACUCAAUUCUACGAACCUCGAACCACCCACAAACGGUGCCGCUUUUGCACCACGGUCAGCUUCUCCUUCGCCAAACCCGACGCCUACUUUGACGGCUACGGUGCGCUUCAUACCCAAGAAUCCAAAUCUCAUGAAGGCAUCGUACCUUCUCACGCCAGACCCGACAAAUACACGUUGGACACGACGGUACGUUGAGUUACGGAAGCCGUAUCUCCACCUGUACUCGACGGACGGUGAUGAACUCAACGCCAUCAACAUUAGCACAGCACGCAUCGACCACUCUCCACAGAUUGCCAAACUGCUGGGUGGAGGGCAUAACCAACACAGCAAUAGUGCCAAUGGAAGUGGGAGUGCAGGAGUGUACAAGGAUGUCGUUUUUGCCGUUUUUGCGAGAUCCAAUACGUAUAUUUUCCGUGCAAGGAGCGAGAGGGAGAAGAUUGAGUGGAUUCUGCGACUGGAUCAGAGCUAUUUUAGUAGUGGUGAAGGGAGUGAGGCGAGCGCGUGAUUACUAAUGAAUUGUCGGGAAGUGUAAUGGGACACGUGCACACGGCCUCGUAGUUUCGAGGCCGUUUGCUUUUUCUUGUUUUGUUGUUGUACGAUAGGGACCGUUUCCUGCUUCUCGGCGUUGCUUGUUGGCUUUCAUGGGAUACCCC